Molecule: messenger RNA, 3214 nt
Organism: Poecilia reticulata (guppy)
Lineage: Eukaryota; Metazoa; Chordata; Actinopteri; Cyprinodontiformes; Poeciliidae
Gene: haao
Product: 3-hydroxyanthranilate 3,4-dioxygenase
Biological process (GO): quinolinate metabolic process; 'de novo' NAD+ biosynthetic process from L-tryptophan
Cellular component (GO): cytoplasm
Molecular function (GO): iron ion binding; 3-hydroxyanthranilate 3,4-dioxygenase activity
Source: RefSeq, a predicted model, not a curated record
UUGUUUUCUUGAAAACGCUUUUUAAGCUCUGUUUUAACCCUCGUAACGGUCAUUUAUUGAAUAAUAGUGUUGUUUUUCGUGUAAACAAAUUUAAGUUGAUAUAUUUUUUUACGGAUGAACAGAUUUGUUCCAUGGCUCCAGUGAAAGUUUCCACUUUCACACAAAGGAUUUCCUUUUUAAAAGUGAAACAAGCCGUGAUUUAAACUAUUGAACAGUAAUAACUAUAUUAAUAAUCUAAAUUUUAAAAGUAUUUGACGAGAAAAAGCCUUAUUUCUAAUGCAUAAUAUUUCAAAUUCGUUGCUUUUGGAGAUUUAAUCGACAGCAAUCCGUGUAACAUAUGUUCCGUUGUUUUAAUUUACUCUAAAAAAGAAAAAAAAAAGCAAGUGAGCUAUUGUCCGUAGUAUUCUUAUUGUAGAAGUUUGUCUACAAUUUUGCUGUCUUGUAAUAUCAUUAAUAUAUAUCAUCAUUAAUAUCAUUAAUAUCAUUGCCUAUGAAUAAUGCUGUUAUUUCCAUCCAUCCUUACAUUUAAUAAGUUUUUCACAAAAGCAUUUGAAGUAAUGCAUACCAUAUAAAACAGCUUCCUCUAGUGGAGACAGUGGAGAAAUUAUUUCAGCCAAAAGUUUCACCACUAUUGAACAAUAUAUGUGCAAAAUUUUGUGAAACGCGCUCACACGUUUUCCGAAGACACGUUUAAAAAUAAAUAGAUAAAUAUACUUAUAUUUAUCUAGACUUUUAACUCACUAAGGUGAUUCUAGUCCUUAAUGACAAUUUUAUUUUAGAUCUGCAAGACUAUUUAGACAUCUUCAAAUCUGCUGUCAGAUCUCUUCCUAAAGUAUAAAAAUCAUCUUCACAAUAGGUUGUAAUAAUGUGAGAAAGCAAAAGGUUUUAUUUGCAUUUUCAGAUAAAGAAAAUGCUAAUAAAUUACCGGGGCUUAAUAAUUUCAAGUUAUAUUGUUUUUAUUUGUGUAAGCCAAUAGUUAAAAACCAAAAAACAUCAAAAACAUCACGUUUUAUACAUAAAGACAGGAACAAACUUUAGAUUUGAUCAAAAUAAUUUGAAAGUUUUCCUGUAAGCCUCUUCAGUUACUGCAGGACAGUAUUGUGUUACUGAUUACGAAAGUACUGGUGAACUUUCACCUGUGUACAAAAAAAAAAAAGAAAAAAAAGAACAGGACAGCUCCUCCCUCACCGUCCAACUCCCACUUGUCCCACUUCUGCAUUUUGCACUGUUCAUAUCGCCACAUUUAAACAUCUAUAAGAAAAGGAAGUCAAAUAGUGUCCUGCUGCGAAAUAGAAAACCUGUCAUUUAGAAAAAAUGAGCAGCCAAGUUCCUCUGGUUAAUGUGGAAAAGUGGAUCGCUGAAAACCAGGAUGCUUUUCUACCUCCAGUGUGCAACAAGCUGAUGCACUUUUCCCAGUUGCUCGUCAUGUUUGUUGGGGGUCCCAACACCAGGAAGGAUUAUCAUAUAGAGGAAGGGGAAGAGUUGUUUUUCCAGCUGAAGGGAGACAUGUGUCUGAAGGUGAUUGAAAAUGGCGUCCACAAGGACGUUCACAUCAAAGAAGGCGAGAUGUUUCUGCUCCCAGCUCGAAUCCCCCACUCCCCGCAGAGAAAGGCCAACACCGUUGGACUGGUGGUGGAGCGAAGGCGACUGCUGACUGAAACAGACUGCCUGAGGUACUACGUGGACAACACCACCAACAUCCUGUUCGAGAGAUGGUUCUACUGCGAGAAUCUGGGGACACAACUGGUUCCGAUUAUCAAAGAGUUCAUGGCAUCAAACCAGGCUAAGACGGGAAAACCGGAUCCAGAUGAAGUUUUCAGAGAGCCUCCGUUCCAGAUGAACACCAUGAAUGUGAUGACACCGUUUUCCUUCAAGGACUGGCUCAACAAACAGAGGCCAUCUUUGGCUAACGUCAGGCCCAUCAACAUCUUUGGAGCUCAGUUUGAGACAGAGGUAAUGGUGUUUGGACCUGGACUUACAGAGACCUCGGUCCAGCAAACUGAUUUGUGGAUUUGGCAAAUGGAGGGAUAUUCAACAGUGACCAUGGCGGAGCAGACGUUCAGUUUGACUUCAGGAGAUAGUUUGCUCAUCCCCGAACAGAGCCAGUACAAGUGGCAGAGGAAUGAGGGGACUGUGGCCUUGGUUGUUGUGCAAAAUCCAGAGCGGAAGAGAACCUAAUUGUCAACUACAAACCUUCAAAAUUCACUUAAAAAGAUAGAAGUUGUAAAGGUGUUAACUUUUUUAUUAAAACAUGUAUUUUUAAAAACGACAUUGACAUGAAACUUACACCAGAGGUCAGUAGCAAACCAAGUAAUCCACACACAAAAAUGAGACCAAAACAAAUCAUUCCACAUUUUCAACUCUGAUGAUACAGGGAGAAAGUAAUAACACACUUACUGAAUUUUAUCAGCAUUAGUAGAAAAGCCUCCAGCUUUUUUUUUUCUGGGUUUUAUCGUCAGCUGUUAAAUGAAGAACAUGCAGUUACAUUCCUCCUGUCAUACUUCCUUUGAUUAUCUGACGUUUCCUAGCACUUUAUGCUCAAAAACAACCUCACACCUUCUUGUUCUUUGGGGUUUUUGGAGUGAUAUUCACUCCAGAUCCUCCUGCAAACGUCUGUUCUCUUAAUCUUUCAUUUAAUUCCAGAAAUACUCUGUAGAAAACUAUAAAAGAUAUUUAUCAUGGGUUUUCUUUAAUAGUGGAGUUUUUCCCAGUGAGUUGUGCAAUUGCAGUUGAGUUAAUAUUUCUUUGAAAUUCAGUUUAAAGAAAUACGUUUUGCAAUAAUGAGGUUGUGAAUUUCUUAAGAGCUUUUUGGUUUGACCCAUCAUGUUUGCUGAGUAAUGAGAAAACGUUUCAUAGAUGAUCACUGCAGAGUAAAUUAUUUAAUAUUAGUCAGACCUGAUAAAAGGUGAUUGUUGACCUUUUUUCUUGACUUUCUAUAGUCCAACACAUUUUCUAUGUAUUAUUUCGCUUAAUUAUUUUGAAAUUAAUGCGUGGAUUUGGGUUGUUAAUGACAUGGGGUGAAUUUUGUACAAACAUCCUAUUAGAUGUAUUUUUACUAAGAAAAACAAUAACUUGUUCAAUGCGCUUUGUAUAAUGGUAAUAAAUAAUGCCAAUUUACUUUAGUUUUAUUAUUUAGUGAAGCUAAGCAUAAUGAAAGAAGAACUUGAUUCUGAAACUGAUUUUAAGGUGGCAGGAAUAAAAUGACAUGAAAUAA